Messenger RNA from Panicum virgatum (switchgrass), 2251 nucleotides. RefSeq names its product protein SUPPRESSOR OF GENE SILENCING 3 homolog. The record is from RefSeq and is a predicted model, not a curated record. The transcript is spliced from 6 exons. Lineage: Eukaryota; Viridiplantae; Streptophyta; Magnoliopsida; Poales; Poaceae. Bases 105 to 1775 code for a protein of 556 amino acids. Gene Ontology annotation, biological process: regulatory ncRNA-mediated gene silencing; defense response to virus.
UAUAUAGCUCCGGCCCCCCUCUCGGUCACGGCGUCUCGCCUCACUCCCCAAUCUCUAAACCACACUACGCCAAAGGGGGAGUGGGAGGAGCGCGCCUUCGAUCGAUGUCUGGCUCCGGCGAUCGUCGCGGCGGCGGGCCUCCUGGCCCCGAUGCUGGCUGGGAAACCAUUGGUAAGAAGUCCAAGAAACCAGCGCAACCAGCUGGGAGACAGUGGGCACCAUCGGGUUCCACAAAUGCUGCACCUAACGCAGCAUGGUCAGCAUGGGGUGGCAAUGGUUCGUCACACACUCCUGGAACCAGUUGGGUUCAAUCUGCAGAUCGCGGUGCUGCUAACAGAGGCAAUCCAAGACCACCACCACAAACAAAGGCUAUGGAAAGAGAACUGCAAGCACCACGCCCUUUUGUGACUCCACCUCUGGCCAACGGUUGGCAGUGGCAAUCCAGGUCUCGUCCAUCUGGUUCUGAAGGUGCGAGGGAUGAUAUUCCAACACCUGGUGGUGACCCUGAGGUUGAGGAUGUCAAUUGCAAUGAUUCAUCCGAUGAUGAUGAUGAUUUGAGCGAUGAUGUCAGUGAUGAUGAUUCUGAUGCUAGUGAGAAAAGUUUUGAGACUCGAAAAAUGAACAAGUGGUUCAAAGGUUUCUUUGAAGUCUUGGAUACAUUGAGUGUCGAACAGAUAAAUGAACAGGCUAGGCAAUGGCAUUGUCCAGCAUGCAAAAAUGGACCUGGGGCGAUUGACUGGUACAAAGGGCUGCAGCCUUUGAUGACUCAUGCUAGAACAAAGGGUUCUACAAGGGUUAAGCUUCACCGAGAAUUGGCUGCAUUGCUGGAAGAGGAGCUAUCUCGCAGGGGUACUUCGGUGGUACCAGCUGGUGAACAGUUCGGGAAAUGGAAAGGACUGCGAGAAAGCACUGAUCGUGAGAUUGUGUGGCCACCAAUGGUUAUUGUCAUGAAUACCUUGUUGGAAAAAGACGACGAUGAUAAGUGGAAGGGCAUGGGGAACCAAGAGCUCCUCGAUUAUUUCGGUGAAUAUGCAGCGACUAAAGCACGUCAUUCCUAUGGUCCUGCUGGGCACCGUGGGAUAAGUGUGUUAAUAUUUGAAAGCUCGGCUGUUGGCUAUAUGGAGGCGGAACGUCUGCAUAGGCACUUUAUUACGCAAGGUACAGACAGAAAUACAUGGCAGCUCCGCCGGGUUCCAUUCGUUCCUGGUGGGAAAAGACAAUUAUAUGGUUUCUUAGCAAACAGAGAGGAUAUGGAGUCGUUCAACAAACACUGCCAAGGGAAAACCCGACUGAAAUAUGAGAUGAGGUCUUACAGUGAGAUGGUGGUGAUUCCAAUGAAACAGAUGAGUGAGGACAACCAGCAACUGAAUUAUCUGAAGAACAAGGUGGUUAAGACAGAGCAACGCUCUAAAGCAGUUGAAGAAACCUUGGGUGUUGUUACUCAAAGGCUUCGUGAGACUAUGGAAGAGAAUCAAUUUGUCAGGGAUAAAGCCAAAGAGAAGCACUUGGAGUAUGAGCAAGAGAUGAAAUACCAGGAGGAAUUUUUCCAUAAUCAAAUUGAGAGUAUUCACAAGAUCACAGAGGCCAAAGAAAAGGAGUUUGAAAAGUUGCUGCAGGAGGAACGUGCAAAGGCUAGGCACUUUGAUGUGGAGUCUGGAACUACUGAAGAUCGAAGGCUAAGGAAGGAACAAUGUCAAUUGCUGUUUUCCAUUCUCAGUCCCUGCUGUCAUGUGCAGGAAGGAACAUGUGCAGAAGUUUAUCGAUGGCCAGGUUAAGGAUGUGGCAGAGUUUGAGGCUGAACGGGAUGACUUGAUCAAAGCCCACGAGGAGAAGAAGAUGAAGCUGAAGAAAGAGUACAUGGAGAAGGAGCUGGAGCUUGAGAAGGAGCUCGAUGCUGCCCUGACAGGCCUGAUGGAGAAGCACAAGCCGGACACCUUCCAGGCCUCCAGCUCGUGAAGAGCUAGCUGCCUCGGCUUGUGUUGAGUCCCCUGCUUGGAGCAAUCUCUUUGAUGUUGAUGCUCCAGAAAGCAUUCCGUAGAUGAUGCUAAAACUUGGUCCGCUUGCGUGAUCUGGGAACUUGAACCUGCGCAGCGUCGUUAUAUGGUUGCCGUAGUAUAUCUCUGUCGUAGUGUGUGCAUCGAGCUUAUGAAAGACUCUGGGCAAGCUUGAGAACUCCUACUGGAAUAUGGUAUCUAGUUUAUCAUCUAUGAUCCUGCGUUUUAAUUCAGAAGCGAAGUGAUGGUUAUAUAUC